UCCCUCGUUCCUCCUACGAACUGAUGUGCCAGCAUCGUUGUCAUGGAUACCGUUGCUGUGGUAACUAAUACGGAUUGGCUGCAAAUGGCAAAGAAUGUACACGUUAUUGGUAUUUCUAAAAUCUUUCUUGUAGUAAAUCAAUACUCUGCAUUCAGUUGCGGGUCUUCAUCGUACUUCGUAAUGUUAGCAUUAGAAUCAUAGGGAAUAUAGUAUUACCUUCAUGCCGAUUCGUUAAAGUAAUUUUGAAAGACAGUACUUAUACUUCCUUCUGUUAAUUAAACAAACCAAUUAGUGCUGUGGAAUUCACGUGAAAUAUGUCAUUCAAUAGUUCCCAUUUAAUAAAGAAUUGGAACCAUCAAGCUACUUGAAAUAUUAACAAAAAUGUAAUCUGAUAAAAAUUCAGCACGUGACUUACUGUUAAAGCGAUGAGGUCCGAAGAGACGCGUUUUCCUUAUCAAGCGGAUACUUGUAUUGAUUUUAUUCUACCCAAUGGUUUUACAGAGAGCUAUCUGUCCUGCACCUUGGCAUCUCUCUUCGUUGCUGAGUAGAUGUUCCUCUUUGUAGACGUAGACAAACUUCAUACAUCUAUCAAAGGUCAUAUGUACCAAAUACCAGGAUAAUUCAAGUUCACUUGGACAGUUCACAUCAGGUCGUCUUGGAUACUAUGAUUCAGCGACGAGUCCUCCUAUGUCUGGUGUUUGCUUCGUGUGUUGUGGUGUUCCUUGUGACGUAUGCUAGCGACAGUUUCCAGAAGCUCACCCUGAGCCAAACAUCGUUCCACUGGAAGCUGUACGACAGAGUGCUGUAUAUGGUGGAUACUCCAGGAUGUCAGAUACCCAAGUGGAACAUUUUUGAUCCGACUGUGAAAGUGUUUUACCAAAACGUUUCGAGCAAAUCGCUUUGCGACGGGAUACCAUCUUUUAUCGAAGUUAAGCCUAAUGCUCAGCUUGAAAUAAACGAUACUAUACUAGCAACGUAUUAUGUUUCGUCUUCCGUGAAUAUUUCAUGUUCUUAUCUUCCAAUCUUCCGUGAUCCAGGAGGAUUAAAUAAAAGAACAGAUAAAAAAUUUAAGUUGGGGAAACCCAAAAACCUUGUUUUCGGGGUACCAUUGCAAGAAGAAUUUAUUAUUGUACAGUGCAGCCAUGAUGGCGAAAUGUUGCACGAAGAAUACAUCUCAAUGACACCUCUAAAAAGGCGUGUUGAGGAAAGAUGCGCAGAACAAGCCAAAAUGUUUCCCAAAUCAGAAAACUUAAAUGUGAUGCUCAUUGGUAUUGACUCCAUUUCCACGCUUAACUUUUUCCGACAUUUUGAGAAAACAAAUAAUUACCUCCACAAAGUUUUGAAAGCCAUUCAACUGAUGGGCUAUAAUAAAGUGGGGGAUAAUACCUUUCCCAAUGUAACCCCUUUCCUUACGGGUCAUUUCAUUGAUUAUUACUGGAACGAAACGAGGAAAAAAAUGUUUUUUGACCAUCUUGAUUUCGUAUGGAAAGAUUACGCGAAAAGUGGCUUUCGAACCAUGUUUGCCGAAGACGCCCCCAACAUCGCAACAUUCAACUAUCUAAAAAAAGGUUUUCUGGAACCCCCCACUGAUUAUUACUACCGGCCUUUUGCUCUUGCACUCGAAAAAUCAGACAUCAUGAAGAAAAGCAGAACCCACUGUAUCCAAGAGAAGAUGGAAAUGCAGAUGGUAUUCGAUUAUGUUAAACAAUUUACCGCUACUAUGAAAGAUAAAAUGUUUCUUCUGUUCGCGUUUGUGGCUCGUCUGACACACGAUAACUUAAAUUACGCUGGUUAUGCCGAUGAGCCGUCCUUUCAACUCUUGAAACAUCUCCAUGAAACGGGAGCUCUCAAUAACACGAUGCUAAUCUUCUUUAGCGACCACGGUAUCCGCUUCGGAAAUAUUCGCAAAACCUAUAUCGGCAAAUUCGAAGAAAGAAUGCCGUUUCUUUUUAUCGUGUUACCUACAUGGUUUCACACAAAAUACCCGGAUAUAUCGAGAAACCUACACACUAACCAGAGGCGAUUAACGACACCCUUUGAUGUUCAUGCCACUUUAGUGCACCUGUUGAACCUAAACGAAAAGAAAGAAGAACCGUUCUCAACAAGCCGGGGGACUAGCUUGUUCACUGAAAUAUCAGCAAACAGGACUUGUGAGGACGCAUCAAUUCUUCCGCACUGGUGCACGUGCAAUAAACACCAGAAGGUGGAAGUGACCGAUUCCACUGUACAUUCAGCGGCCAAAGUCUUGGUUACAACAGUUAACCACAGGCUGAGUAGUUAUGUGAACGUCUGUGUACCUCUGAUCCUUGACCACGUGCUAGACGCUAGGUUAUUCGUAGCUAAUGAAAAAUUGCUUAAGUUUCAAAAGAACGUGAACGAUGUGGUCAACCGGCACGUGAAAUAUGGUGAUAAAAUAGAAGCACCCGAAGACUACCUCCUCACAGUAGUAGUGUCUCCCAGUAAAGCUGUCUUCGAGAGUACUGUACGAUACGACAGAAAGAAUGAAGUCUUCAGUGUUCUAGAUGACGUUAGCCGCCUUAACAGGUAUGGGAACCAAUCAGCGUGUAUAAAGAAUGCGCGUUUACGAAAGUUCUGUUUUUGCAGACGAUAGAUACCUCAGGGUCAUGGUAUUUUGAAUUGUUGUUUGUCUUUUUUUUUACUAAGUGAGGAACGUAAUUUCUUCUGGUAUGUUAUCUUAUUAAGUUUAGAAGUAAAAUUUUCAUGUUGAACAGUAAAGUAUCAAUAACCUUACUUACUUUUCAUGCCAGUUAGGCUUAGCUGUCAUGGUUUCUUAAUACGUCGAGUUGAAAAUCACUCACAGAUAUCAAAUGAUAAUUUGAAAUGAAAAACUUUAGUUGAAAGACCGUCUUUAUAUUUAAACAAUUAAGUUUCGUAACUAAAACAUUAUAUUCAAAUACUUCUGAAUAGAACGGAAUAAUUUAAAAGCUAGGGUACAUAAGUAAUUUGUAUUGAAAAGAACCCGAAACAACACAUUUAUUUAUUUUUAUCAAGUUUUGAAGGACCUUGUGGUCUGUCAGCUAGUCAACUUUUAAACCAAAAAUUGGUGACGGUGUUGGAGAACAAACACCAGGGGCAUCUCAUUUGGAGAUGCAAGUUCGAUUUUUGCUCAUAACGAAACUGUCAGUAACAUCACACACACUCCGUAAGUAACAGAGUGUGUGUGAUGUUACUGACAGUUUCGUUAUGAGCAAAAAUAGAACUUGCAUCUCUAAAAAAUAAA
Limulus polyphemus (Atlantic horseshoe crab) is the source of this 3241-nucleotide messenger RNA. RefSeq lists its product as uncharacterized. The coding region runs from base 665 to 2611 and encodes 648 amino acids. Lineage: Eukaryota; Metazoa; Arthropoda; Merostomata; Xiphosura; Limulidae. The transcript has 2 exons. The record is from RefSeq and is a predicted model, not a curated record.